AAUAAAUUCUUACCGUACUGAAAGAAAAGAAGAAAUAGAAAUAAAUGAGUUUUGAUUUUGAAUUUAUACCACGUUCUGCAAAUUAUCUGUUAAUACAAAGACAAAAAGGGAUUUUAUAUUCGUCCUAUUUGGGGGAGUACAGUAAAUUGUUUUAUUCAGAAGAAUAUAAAAUAGAGAUUUUAUAAUUAUGGCCGAUGCUGUAUCCAUUGACUGCAAAUCGAUCGGUGUGGAAUCCUCUGAAGGUAUCAGAAAUUACCCCGCGUCUGUGGCUAUCGUAAACGAGGACAAGAUAUGCGUUUAUAACGCUGUCAUUAACCCAAGAAACUUACAGAUUUCAGAUUACCGCACACGUUUUCAUGGUAUACAGGCUCAGGAUCUGUCAAGAGGCUUACACAUCAAAGUGGUUCGUCAAGCUGUGAGUCGGAUAUUAAAAAAUUGUCUCUUAGUAGGCUAUGAUGUUUCGAGAAGCUUGAGGCUAUUGGGUCUGGGGCACCCAGAAGAUAAUAUAAGAGAUGUUUCCACGUAUCAUCUUUAUACAAGGUACAAAAAGUACAAUCCAACGCUUAGACAGUUGACGAGAAGUUACUUGUCACGUGGCUUGGAGGCCCCACGUACUGCUGUGAAGGAUGCCACCGCUGCGAUGGAUUUGUAUUUAAAGGUUGCUGAGUUCUGGGAGGAAGAAUUAGUAAAUGAGACUGAUAGUUCAGAGUGUGACGAAGAUAGUUAUUAUACUGAUUGAGAACACAUAACUAACGUGACCAUUUAUAUUUUUACUCAAAACGGGACUUUGUUUUAUUUGGGUCUAUUGACAGGUAGGUACAUAAUGAAAAAAAAACACGUGUGGGACUCGGGGACUGCCGCGGUAAAGCUAUUGCAUAGUAUUUUUUGUCAACUUAUGCAAUUAUAAU
Bombyx mandarina (wild silkworm) is the source of this 908-nucleotide messenger RNA. RefSeq names its product RNA exonuclease 4-like. The record is from RefSeq and is a predicted model, not a curated record. Gene Ontology annotation, cellular component: nucleus. Gene Ontology annotation, molecular function: exonuclease activity; nucleic acid binding. Lineage: Eukaryota; Metazoa; Arthropoda; Insecta; Lepidoptera; Bombycidae.